Messenger RNA from Cladophialophora yegresii CBS 114405, 270 nucleotides. RefSeq lists its product as uncharacterized. The coding region runs from base 1 to 270 and encodes 89 amino acids. Lineage: Eukaryota; Fungi; Ascomycota; Eurotiomycetes; Chaetothyriales; Herpotrichiellaceae. The transcript has a single exon. The record is from RefSeq and is a predicted model, not a curated record.
AUGAUCUGCUUCUUCCAUUCUGCUGUAAGGAAUAUUGCUCUGGUGCUCGGUGUAAUCUAUGAGAGAACUGGAGACUGGCCUGGGGACUAUGAGGAUCAAUUGGCAUGGCGAGGAGCUAUGAUUCAAGAAGCUAAGAGUCAUGGAAUUGUUUUCAAGGACGCGCCAUACACGAUCAGCACCCGUCUUGAGGAGGACGGCCUAAGCGGCCCUCAAAACGGCAAGGGCUACUCUAAGUGGAAGAACUUCAACUGGGUGAAGGAGGUGAGUUGA